Molecule: messenger RNA, 137 nt
Organism: Racocetra persica
Lineage: Eukaryota; Fungi; Glomeromycota; Glomeromycetes; Diversisporales; Gigasporaceae
Source: the annotation of a GenBank genome assembly
AGGAUAACUUGAGCCAAAGCUACUUGAUGAAAUACGGAAGAGUAUUGAUGACUCAAGGGAACAACCUAACCAAAGCCGGGAACCGUGCUACGACUAGUACCGGUGGAGGGGAGAUGGGUUGGAGUUCACUUUCUUGA